Molecule: messenger RNA, 258 nt
Organism: Racocetra persica
Lineage: Eukaryota; Fungi; Glomeromycota; Glomeromycetes; Diversisporales; Gigasporaceae
Source: the annotation of a GenBank genome assembly
AUGGCUGAUUUCGAGACUUCAAAUAUCACACCACCUUUUAACUCUUCACAUUCUACGAUCCCACCCCCUUCUUCACCAGUUUUACAGGCUGUUUCUGCCUUUUCAAGUUCACAAGUAGAAUUCCAAUGUUUCCCAUCUUCAACGGUUGUUUCGCGUCCACAAAGAACCGAUAGCGAACAAGAAGAAGGACGUCAAAGUGCCGUCAACGCUUUACACCAAUACUCUAUAUUAGCCAUGCAUGUAAUUGCUAGUGAAGAG